AUGAAAUGCGAUUUUUGUGAGGAGAGUACCCCUUUGAUUGGUAAUAAUCCAUGUGUUAUAGAGACAGAUAUCAUGCGUCAUUCUUUGUUCUUGAAAUACUCGCAAUCACAGAAUUACCAUUACACUAAGGGCAUUACGGAGAUCUUACACAAUUACCGUACAGCCAACAAUAUACUUUACAAGGAUGUGAUCACGUAUGACACACCUGAGGAAUUGCUCUGUAAAAUCUAUAAAUGUGACGUAAUGUAUGAAAAACUGCAAAUGUUGGGUGAGUAUUACAAGGUACUGAUUCAUAGUCAUUUCACUAGUUCCAUAACGAUAUCCCUCGGUUAUUCAUGCUUCCAGCCAUAAUCCCGUUGAAUUACUACCAUGACAAGAAGAGGAGAUUGGAGUACUUUCGCAUUGCCAAGUUGAUAGCUCAGGAGAACAAGAAUAAUCCAGACAAACCCCCCAAGGGAAUAGUAGGAGAUUCGCCAAUGCCGUAAUCCAGCCAAUAGGUGACUGCUCAAGAUCCCAGCUCCUCUGACGAAGUAAGACAGAACACCCUGAACUUAGCCGAUGUAUAAAUGUGAGAAGAUCCUUGAAGGUAUCAGCAUCAUUGAGCCCAAACCGUAAUUCGUGAACUUCAAGUAAUAGCUGCAGCAAUAUAAACUUAUGCAAUCUACCAACCCCAACUUCAAAUAUGAAAACUACAAGCCUCCUAAUAAAGAAUAGUAGAAUUUAUAAAAGAAACCAGUUAUACAGCAUCGCAAAUCAAGUAUAACAAGUAUACUUAAUAUGCUCAAGACAUCUAUUCCAAAAGGAGUUGCAAAAAAGAAAAAUCAAUCCUAAAAAUCUGAUUAGUUGCACAUUGUAAUUUGUUCAGUUUUUUAAUUUAGACUCCGAGAGAAGUAGAAUAUAAAUCUCCAAGUAAUAGAACAUUAUUACCAAAUCAAUAAAGAAUUGCUACUCUUCUCAAAUCACCCAAAUGCACUACUCCAAGAGCUCCUUAAUAAAGUCCACAGCUUCCAAAAAAAGUGUAAUAAUUAGAAUUAAAAGUCAUGUCUGAUUUACAAACUCUUUUAGCCAAAAAACUAAUCAGAGAUUCCAAACAAUGUUGCACUGUGCAUUUCGACAGUCUGUCUCUUGCGUAAGAUCCUCGCAGUCUUACUUAGAGAUACGAAAUAACAAAUCGUCUUAAGGGACAGUCAUCUAGGAAGAAAUUGAGCAUCAAGGAAUUGAAUUAGUUUAGGAGAGUUAAAAUUCAGGAACCUCUCUCUAAUAGGGAAGUCAGUAGGAAGGUAAACACAAAAUCAAAAUCGAAUGAUAAACCAUUAUAAAUUAAUACGAGUGGAGAGUAAAAACUUGUAUAUUAUUAAUAAACUCAUUCUGCGAGAUAAGUGACUAAUUCACAGCAAUCAACGAUGCUGAAGUAGAGCAGUGGGUAAUCCUCUUCUCAGCAAAUGCAUCAUCAGAAAUCAGCCACGGGAAAGGCUAUUGGAAAAUCCAUGAAGUAGACCAACACUUUCGAUUCUCAACUUUACAAGGUAGCACUCAAUUUGGCAGUCAAAUCAGUUAGGAGCAGGAAAUAAUGAAUGGAAUGA
Paramecium octaurelia is the source of this 1583-nucleotide messenger RNA. The record is from the annotation of a GenBank genome assembly. NCBI's taxonomy places the organism in Eukaryota, Ciliophora, Oligohymenophorea, Peniculida, Parameciidae.